CCAUUCCUUGAUUAAUUCAUCCACAUGGAGAGAAAGAGAAACAGAGUCUGGUAGGAAUAGAAGAUAGAGAGAGAGAACUAUACAAAGACAUAGACACAUACACAUUGCACAGAAAGAGAAGAUGAGAGAGACAAAGAUGAAUUUUCCCCAAUCUCUAACAACAAUCACAUUCCUCAUUCUCAUUCUCAUCUCCUCCUCGCCGGCGGCGGACUCCUCCGGCGACAAUCCGACCGCCUACGAAGUCCUCGAACGCUACUAUUUCCCAAUCGGAGUACUACCCAAAGGCGUCACAGGCUACGAUCUAGACAAAUCCACAGGCAAGUUCUCUGCGUACUUGAAUGGUAGUUGUUCUUUUGCCCUAGAAGGUUCGUACCAAUUGAAUUACAAAUCCACUAUCAAUGGCUACAUAUCUGAGGGAAAGCUAUCGAAAUUGGAAGGUGUGAAAGUCAAAUUGUUCUUCUUUUGGGUCGAUAUUGUUGAGGUUGAUCGGAGCGGCGACGAUCUCGAAUUUUCAGUUGGGAUUGCGUCGGCUGGGUUUUCGAUUGAUAAUUUUGAAGAGUGUCCUCAAUGUGGCUGUGGAUUGAAUUGUGGUGAUGGAGAUGGAAUCAAGCUUAGGACUAAUCGAUUUGGUGUUUCUUCUUCUUCUUCUUCUUCUUAAGUAGAAUAUGAGAAGUAUUGUAUUGGGGAUUUUGAUUUAUGUGGUGUUGUUGUUUAUUGAUGUUAAUAAAAAAGGGUGGAAUUAGUUUUGGAUAA
Camellia sinensis is the source of this 753-nucleotide messenger RNA. RefSeq lists its product as uncharacterized. NCBI's taxonomy places the organism in Eukaryota, Viridiplantae, Streptophyta, Magnoliopsida, Ericales, Theaceae. The record is from RefSeq and is a predicted model, not a curated record.